This is a messenger RNA of Sorghum bicolor (sorghum), 909 nucleotides long. Its product is annotated as calmodulin-like protein 5. NCBI's taxonomy places the organism in Eukaryota, Viridiplantae, Streptophyta, Magnoliopsida, Poales, Poaceae. The record is from RefSeq and is a predicted model, not a curated record. The transcript has a single exon. Gene Ontology annotation, molecular function: calcium ion binding; enzyme regulator activity. Bases 117 to 647 code for a protein of 176 amino acids.
AAAACCCAAGCAAAGCAAGCAGCAGCAAGCCUCUCUCCCUCCCCUGCCACACUUCGCCGGCGCCACCACCACCGCCACAGCACCACUCGGGCGAGCCGCCAACCGUCAGCCACAGGAUGGAUCUGCUGAACGCUGAGCAGAUCUCGGAGUUCCGCGAGGCGUUCGCGUUCUUCGACAAGGACGGCGACGGGUGCAUCACGGUGGAGGAGCUGGCGACGGUGAUGGGGUCGCUGCAGGGGCACCGCCCCAGCGAGGACGAGCUGGGCGAGAUGAUCCGCGACGCCGACGCCGACGGCAACGGCACCAUCGACUUCCCCGAGUUCCUGGCCCUCAUGGCGCGCAAGACCGCCGCGUCGUCCGCGGCGUCCGGCGCCGGGGGAGGCGAUGGGGACUACGACCCCGACGAGGAGCUCCGCGAGGCGUUCAAGGUGUUCGACAAGGACCAGAACGGGUACAUCUCCGCCACCGAGCUCCGCCACGUCAUGAUCAACCUCGGCGAGAAGCUCACCGACGAGGAGGUCGAGCAGAUGAUCCGCGAGGCUGACCUUGACGGCGACGGCCAGGUCAACUACGAUGAGUUCGUCAGGAUGAUGAUGCUUUCCGAUGGCGCCGGCCACGCCGGUGCCGGAGCCGGUCACCACCAAUGAACCUGUCCGUCCGUGCGUCUCUCCGCCGUGUAGCUACCAGGCUAGCAUUUCCCAUCCAUCCAUCUCCAUUUUCUCCGAUGGAGUGGCGGAUGAUCCCUGCAUUCAUCUCUUUUCUGCACUUCUGCUUCGUUUCUUUUUUUUUCACCCAAAAAAGAUUAGUAUCCGUCUCUGUACUGUAAUGUAACUGAUCAAAUAUUCAACCAACAAUUGAAUUUAAUUAUUGAAUGAAUUCGUCAAAGGACGACGAACCAUGGAUAAACAA